AGAGCAGUAUGCCGUCUGCUCUCCAAACAAUCCUUUGCACGUCUCCAGCGUCGUCGUCGCAGCCAUGUAUCCAUCCAAGCCAAACGAGUACUACCCGCCGUCCGGCCAAUAUGUGCCGCCUCCGCCUCCGCCGCCGCUGGGAUUCCCCCACCCGGUGACAGCUCCUCCGUAUCAGGGUCUUCAGCCAUGGUCCACCGGCCUCUGCGACUGCACCGACGACUGCGGCAAUUGCUGCAUGACGUGCUUCUGCCCGUGUGUCACGUUCGGCCGCAUCGCCGAGAUCGUAGACCAAGGAUCGGCCUCUUGCGGCACGAGCGGAGCGUUGUAUUGUCUGCUGGAGUACUUCACAUGCUUCCACUGGGUGUACUCAUGCUGCUAUCGGUCGAAGAUGAGGGCUCAGUACUCGUUGCCGGAGAGCCCCUGCGCCGACUGCCUCGUCCACUGCUGCUGCGAGCCCUGCGCCCUCUGCCAGGAGUACCGGGAGCUCAAGCAUCGUGACUUCGACAUGACCAUAGGGUGGCAUGAGAACAUGGGAAGACGUGCACGUGCUGCCAAUUUACCCCCCGCACCCCAAGGUGGCAUGUGGCGCUGAGUCAUGCGCUGACGUGGAAGAAGCGAGCCCAAGUGGCCUCUCGUUACUAUUAUUACUGCUGAGCUGGAAUGUGAUAUUGUUGGGUUUUUUUUUUUGUUUGCAUGUUUAAUUAUUGUUUAUUUUGCAAAUAAGGGGAUCUGCUUGUAAGUACCCAAAUUAGAUUUUAUUAAUAUGCAUUUUAAUAGUUAUUCAA
Musa acuminata AAA Group (dessert banana) is the source of this 785-nucleotide messenger RNA. Its product is annotated as cell number regulator 10. Lineage: Eukaryota; Viridiplantae; Streptophyta; Magnoliopsida; Zingiberales; Musaceae. The record is from RefSeq and is a predicted model, not a curated record. Bases 65 to 592 code for a protein of 175 amino acids. The transcript is spliced from 4 exons.